Molecule: messenger RNA, 651 nt
Organism: Theileria annulata
Lineage: Eukaryota; Apicomplexa; Aconoidasida; Piroplasmida; Theileriidae
Product: 40S ribosomal protein S3, putative
Exons: 2
Coding region: 1-651 (216 amino acids)
Biological process (GO): translation
Cellular component (GO): cytosolic small ribosomal subunit; nucleus
Molecular function (GO): structural constituent of ribosome; RNA binding
Source: RefSeq, a predicted model, not a curated record
AUGGGCUUUGCGGGUAAAUCAAAGCAGAAGAGAUUUAUUAACGAUGGUGUUUUCAACGCUGAAUUGAACGAGUUUUUAUCAAGAACAUUGGCAGAAGAUGGUUAUUCAGGUGUAGAGCUGAGAAUCACACCUGUUAGAACUGAAAUAAUAAUUAGGGCCACAAGGACUCGUGAGGUUUUGGGUGAAAAGGCCAGACGCAUAAGAGAAUUGACAUCGCUUGUUCAAAAACGCUUUGGGUUUAGUUCCGAUUCAGUUGAACUUUAUGCUGAACGUGUGGAGAACAGAGGUCUAUGUGCCAUGGCACAAGCGGAAUCUCUUCGUUACAAGUUACUCAAGGGUCUGGCUAUAAGGCGUGCUGCUUAUGGCGUUUUAAGGCAAAUUAUGGAAUCUGGCGCUAAAGGUUGUGAAGUAAUUGUCUCUGGUAAACUCAGAGCUCAAAGAGCCAAGAGUAUGAAGUUCAAGGAUGGUUAUAUUAUCUCAACAGGACAGCCAGCACAGGAAUAUGUUAACACUGCCGUCAGAUCAGUACAAUUACGUCAAGGUGUAUUAGGAAUUAAAGUUAAAAUUAUGUUACCAUAUGAUCCUGAAGGUCGUUUAGGUCCUUCUACACUAUUACCUGAUACUGUUACUGUUUUAGAUCCCAAAUCUUAA